Molecule: messenger RNA, 1354 nt
Organism: Mizuhopecten yessoensis (Yesso scallop)
Lineage: Eukaryota; Metazoa; Mollusca; Bivalvia; Pectinida; Pectinidae
Exons: 2
Coding region: 177-923 (248 amino acids)
Source: RefSeq, a predicted model, not a curated record
CUGGUGACGUCAUUUUAUUCCGAGAGCUAAUUUGCAUAUGGUAAUAACCUGAGGAAGCGGGUAUUUAAACAAAUGUCGGACACCAAAACAUUAAAGUUGUGAAAAGAAAGAGAAGCAAAGGUUGUGACAUUUAUACGGAUUAAAACCAUCAGACCGCUUGAUUCACAUGCCAAGCCAUGGCGUUUAUACUUAAUGCCCUGCGAUCCAAAUGGUACCAUCGAUACAGCGUAGAGGACCUCUCCCCUCCAGAACCUGUCCAGAUCGUAUCUUGUAUUUCCCUUACUGAUCUAUCGGACAAGAAAAUCCGUCCGUUAUCUGUCUUAUCUGAGCCGGGAUCGUCCGUCUUCACACAGAAAAAAAGGGGAUCAAAACGUCCCCUUUCCUCAGCCUCCCAGCUCUCGUGGAACUUCGAGUCCGAAUUGAAGGCGGGAAACAGCUCGCUCAGCUUUUCUGAUGGCGGGUAUUCGUCCUUGAACGAGAGUUUGGAAUCUCUAUCGCGUACAGACAGUAUCCAGAACAGGUCCUUGCGCAUCUGGAGAAAGCGUCGCCCGUGGUUGGCAAAGAAGCAUCGGCUUAGUGGAUUGGACGGCGACAACUCUAUUGGUUCAUCAGAAAGUAUUCUUGAGCGUGUCGAAGAGAAAUGUAACGAAAACGUCAACGAAGAAUCUUGUUCUCCCAAAAUCCGACCACGGUCAGUUCAUUUUGAUGAGUCACUGUCUGAUUCUAGUGACGACGAUGACAAAGAAAACACAAACUCAGAUGAGUUGAGGGGGUCAACCAUUAGUUUAGCUCGACAGAGCAGCAUCCACUUGAAAUCUUGGCAAUUACGGCGACAGAGGCGCGCCCUAAAGAACAUGAGCAAAAGGACAAACAGGCGCUCGUGUCCAGAGCUCCGCGUACACACGCAGGAACGGCAGCCAUGAUGUUCUGAAAUUCAGACGGUUACUUACUCAAGUUUUACUUAUAAAGAACACUGCCAAGUCUAUGUCAUACAUAUACGACAUAUAUUGACCAUCGAUGUACUAAAUCAGUCACAUCGACUUGAACUGUUGUACAGUGAUGAAAAUAAAGGGCUGUGUGUGUUCCAUAUGUGGGCAUCGGGGUUUGGGUGGGUGGGGUUGUUCUAGAGCCUAAUAAACCCCUAGCUGAAGAUCCGCCACUAACUGAUAAACAGCAGCAAUGAACAUUCUAUGAAUAUUUUUAUUUUUAUUGUCAUUAAAAUUAUGUAUUGCAUUUAUAAAUGUAUGAAGAUAUAUACGACCGUCAAGUUAUCAAACAUAGUGUAUUGUAAUUAUAAAUAGAGAAUAAUACAUGCCUUUUUCCAUAUCACACCCAGUAUCAACCCGAGACUGCA